Messenger RNA from Aspergillus clavatus NRRL 1, 2040 nucleotides. RefSeq names its product putative GARP complex subunit (Sac2). The record is from RefSeq and is a predicted model, not a curated record. Lineage: Eukaryota; Fungi; Ascomycota; Eurotiomycetes; Eurotiales; Aspergillaceae. Gene Ontology annotation, cellular component: GARP complex. The transcript is spliced from 5 exons. Gene Ontology annotation, biological process: endocytic recycling; retrograde transport, endosome to Golgi; Golgi to vacuole transport. Bases 1 to 2040 code for a protein of 679 amino acids. Gene Ontology annotation, molecular function: syntaxin binding.
AUGUGGCUGGACCGCAUCUCGGGUCAUUCCAUCCCAUCGGGCGCUCCGUUUGAUAGUCGCAGUAAUUCACCAGCUCCUCGGAGAUCGCCCUCUUACCUGUCUCCUGCUCCCUCGAGCCAUCGUCCCGGUCCUAAUCGGCAGGGCUCCUCUUUAUCGUUACUGCUGACACCGAGCGACUCGACUACAUCCCUUUCGGCAACCGCACGUGAGGGUAAUGGGUCAGUUCUCAAACAAGGCGCGGCUGCAAGGUCCCGCCCGUCUGACGUAGCUGAUCCGCUCGAGGUGUUGCAGAGUAUAAUUGGAAAGCAGAAGGGGGGCACGCUGGAGACUGCUGCUGCUACAUCGGUAUCGCCGCAAUCAGGAAAACCUCCGACGCUGGUUGAAUCAAUAGAUUUCGGAGGCCUCAGUCUGGAGGAGUUCGCAUCCCAAGUAGACGAGCCACGCACGACAUCCUCAACCGAAGUCAGUGCCCAGACAAUCCAGCAAUUUGAGAAGGAAAGAGAUAAAUUCCAGGAUCUACACUCUGCUAUCACGAGCUGUGACGAUGUCUCCAAGUCAGUUGAGGUGUAUCUGAGUGAUUUCCAGAGCGAGCUUGGUGCCGUUUCUGCUGAGAUUGAGACACUCCAGACCCGAUCUGUACAACUGACUGCGAUGCUGGAAAAUCGGCGCAAUGUAGAGCAACUUCUUGGCCCUGCCGUGGAGGAGAUUAGCAUCUCACCGCGAGCUGUUCGGCUGAUCGCCGAGGGACCCAUUGAUGAGAACUGGGUCAAGGCCUUGAGUGAGAUCGAGGCGCGCACAGCAAGUAUAGAAGCAAAGGUUUCUAGCGGUGGUAGCACGAAAUCAAUCGAAGACGUACGCCCAUUAUUGAGCGAUAUCAAAGACAGAGCAAUAGAAAGAAUCAGGGACUAUCUGGUGUCUCAAAUCCGAGCGCUCCGCUCCCCGAACAUCAACGCCCAAAUUCUACAACAGCAACGCCUGGUCAGAUUCAAGGACAUCUAUAGCUACAUCUCUCGAGCUCACCCGCAACUUACGGGAGAAAUCACACAGGCAUAUAUUAACACCAUGCGAUGGUAUUACCUUUCGCAUUUUACACGCUACUUGCAAGCUCUCGAGAAGAUCAAAGUCUACCCAAGCGAUCGAAAUGAUAUACUCGGAGGGGACCCUUCUGCGCAGAAAUCAGGGCAUAUCAUCACCGGCCGCUCCGGCUCAGCAGCACACGAUCCGUUUUCUCUUGGCAGGAGGAUUGACAUCCUGCGAACCAGCAACCACAUGGCCAUGUCGGCAUAUCUGGCCGAGGAGGAUAAGUCGUUCCAUGGAAUCGAAGUUCCUUUCCGUAACUUCAACCUUGCUUUGGUGGACAAUAUCUCCGCCGAGUAUUCUUUCAUGACCGAGAUGUUUUCGACAUUGUCCUUUCAUCAGAUCUCUCGCAAGGCGGUUGAGAUCUUCGAACCAGUCUUUGCAGUCGGUCAGAAUCUGACCAAGCAGCUGAUCGAGAAUUCGACGGACUCGCUGGGAGUCUUGAUCUGCGUGCGAUUGAACCAACAUGCGGCCUUUGAGCUGCAACGGCGGAAGGUGCCAGUGGCCGAUUCCUACGUCAACGGGACCAACAUGCAGCUAUGGCCGAGAUUCCAGGUGAUCAUGGAUCUUCACCGCGAGUCCCUGAAACGGGUAGCUUCCAACACGGGUCGAAGUGCUGUUUCUGCGUUGUCGUUAGCAGGUGGCGAUGACUUGACCAAAUCGUCUGCACCGCACUUCCUUACACAACGAUUCGGCCAGCUCGUGCAUGGCAUUCUGGUUCUUAGCAGCGACGCCGGGGAUGACGAGCCAGUCUCGAACAGCUUGAAACGGCUGACCUCCGAAUUCGACAAUCUCUUGACCAAAUUGAGUCGGAGUGGCGGAGACGCGAAGAGGAGGGAGCGAUUCCUAUUUAAUAAUUAUUCUUUGGUCCUGACCAUCAUUAGUGAUACCCAAGGCAAGAUGGCCACCGAGCAAAAAGAGCACUUGGAUGAGAUGCUCAAGAACGUCGGAAAACGAGGCUAG